CAAGGGGAAGAGAAAUCACAUUUUCAUGGAAGAGGGUGGCUUGAUUCCUAUUGUCACUUCCAUUUCUAAAACAGUAGACUUGGAAGAUGGACAGACCAACGGAGGUGAACUCAAGAAAGCUCCUUUGUCCAAAAUUUCCAUCUUAACUAGUUUCCACGCUGGAUAUUUCCGAAUUAGUCUUUCAUUAUCUGCUCAAUCUCUCCUCUGGAAAACCCUGAACAAAUCCACAGCCGGCCACCUCAUUUUCCCAAACGCCGCAUUUCUCCUUAUUUGGUCCCUUGCAUUCUUCUCCCUUACUAUUGUUUCCCUCUUCUACAUAUCUCGUUGCAUCCUUCGUUAUCCCUCUGUCCGCUUAGAAUUCUCUCAUCAUAUCGGUGUAAAUUACCUUUUCGCGCCCUUCAUCUCCUCCCUCUUACUCCUCCAAUCUGCUUCUUUUAUACGUUCCUCCUCUAAACUUUACAUUAUACCUUGCCUUCUCUCCUCCGUUCCGAUUCUCGUCCUUGACAUCAAAAUCUAUGGACAAUGGUUUACUGCUAGAGGCAAGAGGUUUUUAUCAACCGUGGCUAAUCCUACAAGUCUUUUAACGGUGAUCGGGAACUUGGUGGGGGCGCGGGCUGCGGCGAUGAUGGGAUGGAGAGAGAGUGCAAUGUGUAUGUUUGCUCUCGGUAUAGCACAUUAUUUUGUGUUGUUUGUGACUUUGUAUCAGAGACUUGAGUAUAGUGGAGGAGGGGCUUUGCCUGCUAUGCUUAGGCCGGUGUUUUUUCUCUUCUUUGCUGCCCCGAGUAUGGCUAGUCUUGCUUGGAGCUCGAUUGCGGGGUCGUUUGAUCUUCUUUGCAAGAUGCUCUUCUUUCUGUCACUUUUCCUCUUUGCUUCCUUGGUUUCUCGUCCAGCCUUGUUCAAGAGAUCGAUGAAGCGUUUCAACAUUGCGUGGUGGGCGUAUUCCUUCCCCCUAACCUUGCUGGCCUUGGCAGCGAACGAAUACACUCAAGAAGUAAAGGGUGAUAUCUCAAAUGCCCUAAUGCUCAUAAUUUCCAUAAUCUCGGUGUUGGUUACACUUGCACUAAUUUUCUUCUCAGCCGUGAAUCCUAGCCUUCUAUUGCCUCGUGAUGAUCCUUUCCUCCCUUCUCCAUUGAUACCGCCAGCAACAUGAGAUACCCCUGGCUUAAUUAUAUGCUCUUCACUUUUAUAGUAUCGAUUGUUGACAUAAACUUGUUCAAUGGACUUUAGUUUUGGUUUGUGUUGUUGUAAUCUUCUGAACAUCUGAAUGUAUAUAUUAUGUUCUGGAAUAAGGAGUUAGAAUUUUGCAA
This is a messenger RNA of Asparagus officinalis (garden asparagus), 1307 nucleotides long. Its product is annotated as S-type anion channel SLAH1-like. Gene Ontology annotation, molecular function: voltage-gated monoatomic anion channel activity. The coding region runs from base 26 to 1150 and encodes 374 amino acids. NCBI's taxonomy places the organism in Eukaryota, Viridiplantae, Streptophyta, Magnoliopsida, Asparagales, Asparagaceae. Gene Ontology annotation, cellular component: membrane. The record is from RefSeq and is a predicted model, not a curated record. Gene Ontology annotation, biological process: transmembrane transport; intracellular monoatomic ion homeostasis. The transcript is spliced from 2 exons.